This is a messenger RNA of Dermacentor silvarum, 1084 nucleotides long. RefSeq lists its product as uncharacterized. The record is from RefSeq and is a predicted model, not a curated record. Lineage: Eukaryota; Metazoa; Arthropoda; Arachnida; Ixodida; Ixodidae. The transcript is spliced from 2 exons. Gene Ontology annotation, molecular function: nucleic acid binding. Bases 264 to 746 code for a protein of 160 amino acids.
GGCAGAGGUUGGUUUGGUUGCCUUAGUAGUCAUGUUCUGGAGUGCCACACGAAGAGAAGCUAGCUAUCUUUUGAACAGCGCAUUCUGUUCUUCCAGUCCAGCGACUUCCUCGAAUUGGACCGUUGCCUGGAGCCACUCCUGUCCCUGGAGGCUCGCUGGGUCCAGUCCCUGCUCAGCCUCGAAGUGGACCUGGAGUGCGCUCACCCUCCCGUAGGCCCGGCUAGGGGGAUCUGGAGCGCUGCGCAGGCAGCAGUGAUGCAGGGAUGGAAGCGGGAAAGGAAGUUUUGGAGCAGCUCCGGGAGCAACAAGUUUGGCACUUUGCAACAGGCUGGCUAUGUGGACGCAGCCAAGUAUCCGGGCCGAAACGCCUUCGCCAUCAGCGUCACAGACUACAGGGGGACGAUACUGGCCUUGGCGACAAUUCUCGACAAACGCGCGGACACAGCAGAGGAGGCUCCGCUAUAGCACUCGCCACCCAUACAAGUGAGGAUGCCGUAGUGGUCUUCACCGACUCUGAAACAGCGGCACGCAACUACAUGAAGGGCAGGAUCUCCAUCAAAGUGAUGAACAUACUGAAACGUGGCGACACUCCUCCCCCCUACACCUGUAUCAUGUGGGUUCCGGGACACGAGGGACUCGAGGGGAAUGAAGCGGCACACACCGCGGCCCACGCAAGCGUCAAUCGGGCCUCCCCGCACGAGAUUCUCGACAUGUCCCACUCACCCAAAUCAGCGGAGAAAACGUAAACAAUACCGCUAACUUACCAAGCACUACUGCAGCACUAUCGGCUUGGACGCAGGGUAUACCCUCCACCACAUCCAAAACUAACGAGAAAUGAAGGCACCGACUACAGGCGACUCCAGAGCAAUACCUUCACCUACGGAAGCUUACUGCAUCAUUUCCACCCGACGCUAUACAGCUACACCUGUCCACACUGCAACGUGUCAGACACCCUGGUGCACCUCCUACUGCAAUGCAAGAACACCCGAGCAAAAAUCACAGCGACACAACCAGUAGCAGCAGAUGCAGACCCAACCCUACUUGCUGAGACGUGGGAGGCUGCUAUCUCCAAGCCGGACCUGGU